Molecule: messenger RNA, 1530 nt
Organism: Symbiodinium sp. CCMP2456
Lineage: Eukaryota; Dinophyceae; Suessiales; Symbiodiniaceae
Source: the annotation of a GenBank genome assembly
AUGGGAAACCAGGGCUUCUGCAGCCCUGAACCUCACACUGGCGAUGCACCGGCGAAGCCCGUACAUCCAUGCCACUUCCCCAUGUAUGUGGUGAAGGUCGCGGAUUUCCUGCAGAUGGACGGUCCUCCCGAGGCCCACCACGCACUGCUGAGAAAGGGCCUUCUCCAUCAGUGGCAGCCUGGCCUCUUCGUCAUCUUCGUGUCGCACCAAUGGCUUGGGAGAUCGCAUCCAGACCCGGAUGGGCAGCACGCCAGCAUCCUGCGCCGAUCGCUCGAGGGCAUGAUCCAGGGAACUCUCCAGGCGGAGUUCGAGAUCGAGGACGAGGCACCCCGGCGGCGUCGCCUGCUCGAGGCUUCUUCGAUUGGCCAAGGCUACCUUUUCUUGGAUUGGUUUGCCAUCCCACAGAUCACUGCCCGGGCAGAGGGCGUCAACGAGGAGGCCACGAAGACAGAUGCCGCGCGAGCUGUUCAAAGCAUCCCGUUCUACGUUGAGGUUUCCGACGUUCUUCUGGCCCUCGUCCCGGAGUUGGUGCACACCGAAACCGGGCAGUAUUGCAACUAUACCUCCUGGUUUUCCAGGGGCUGGUGUCGGGCAGAGCUCUGGUGUCACGUCUUGAGCAACAAGCGCGACAAGAGCGCGGUGGUCGUGCAUUCAACUCUGGAAGCAAAGUUCAUGCAGUCCUGGGACUGGCAGAAUAAUAUUGUUGUGGAUGGGGAGUUCACUGUAGAAAGCGAUCGUGCUGUUGUCGGAAGCCUCGGAAGACGAGCGAUUGAGAGCAAGAUUGCUCACCUCUCCGAGGAAGGGCCUUUGGAGGUGUAUCGGUAUUUCCUGGCUCGGCAGGCCGCCAUGUUGGGCCAGCCAUCGAAGACCUGGGAUAUGAACGGUUUCCUGGAGAGGUUUAAGUUUCCAAGCAUGGAGGUGGCUGUGAAAGACACCAGCAGCAUGAACGCCGUGAUGUGCGCAGUCAUGUCUGGUGAUGUGAUGAUGCUACGGCUCUUGGCGACAUACGCAGCAGACUUGAACUUUACCAUUCAUGGCCUAAACAGCCUUGGCUUCCGCGACAGCUUCACGGUCCUCAUGGCAGCAGUGAAGUCCAAUCAGCCAGCUUCACUGGUGGCCAGCUUGAUCCACCUACGAGCGGAUGUCUCCCGCAGAGCAGACAUCGGGGAUAAUGCGGCCUGCCACGUGAAGCGCCCGGAGCAUGUGCAAGUCUUGCUGCAAGCGUGCGCAGACUUCCACACCGCGCACGAGCCCUUCUGCUUCACGCCGCUAGCACAAGCCUCCGGGAUGACCAGCGCCCCCACUUUGAAAGCAAUGUUAAUGGCCAGAUGCGAUCCGAACCCCAGCCAAAGCGGCCUGGGUAUAACGCCCCUCAUUGGCUUGGUCCGAUUUGCACGGGGGAGCCCUCAUGCGCUGGAGUCGGCAUCCCUGUUGUUGGAAUACCGGGCAGACAUCAAUGCCUCUCAGAUGAAAUUUCAGCCAAAAGGAUGGUCCUUUUACUCUUGCUUAGUGAAAGCGAAGUAUAGUUAG